Babesia microti strain RI is the source of this 741-nucleotide messenger RNA. Its product is annotated as conserved Plasmodium protein, unknown function. Lineage: Eukaryota; Apicomplexa; Aconoidasida; Piroplasmida; Babesiidae. The transcript has 5 exons. The record is from RefSeq and is a predicted model, not a curated record. Bases 1 to 741 code for a protein of 246 amino acids.
AUGGAUGAUAUAUUUUCGGAAGAUGUUGAGUGUGUUGAAUCUAUUGGCGAUGUUGCUACUUUUGACUCAAACAGUGACAUUGUCAUAGGCUUUAAAGGUGAAACUAGAUCCAAUUAUGCCGCUAGCACCCCUAAUAGGGCGAAUAGAUUAUUGGAAUUUACAGAAAUUAUAAAUUCAAUACAUUCGGAUAGAAAAGUAGAAGUCAAACAAACAGUAUCCGAUAAAACUAAACGAAAGGACUAUAAGAAAACAUCUAGUAGUGAUUACAGUGAAAAUGACGAUGAUUCCGAUUGGGAAGAAUCUGAAAAUUUGAAAAAAAAGAGGCUUAUUAUGGAUCAAAAGGCAUUUAAACAAAACCUGCAACAUGUAGACAAUUUGUUCGAAUUGGUUGAUAGAAUUGGGAGCGAAAGUGAGAAGGAAGCUGUACCGACGACUCUGUUACAAAAUUUUGUAGAUAAAAAAUGGCCCAUCAAUGUAAAAAUCGUGUUGAUGGAUCAAUUUGGUAAAGUAGUAAGGGAUCCAAAAUUGGAAAGAGUGGAACUUCAAAAGGAUGAUAUUUGUGAUGAAUUGGCUAAAAAACUUGGUAGGGAUUAUGGAUUAGACGAAUCAUUGUGGAGUCUAAUUAAGAUUAAAUUGGAUGAUGAAAUUGUGAGUAGGACUACGGUCUUUGGUGACGGCAUGUUAGAUCUCGAGGAUGGAGUUCAGAUUGACGUUGUUUUCCCACAGAAUUUCGACAAAUAA